Molecule: messenger RNA, 1934 nt
Organism: Leucoraja erinaceus (little skate)
Lineage: Eukaryota; Metazoa; Chordata; Chondrichthyes; Rajiformes; Rajidae
Product: delta-like protein 4
Exons: 9
Coding region: 1-1206 (401 amino acids)
Biological process (GO): Notch signaling pathway; cell communication; multicellular organism development
Cellular component (GO): membrane
Source: RefSeq, a predicted model, not a curated record
AUGCCUUACCUGGAUCGCCUGUGCCAGUACAGAGACAACCAGAAAUGCAUUUUUAAGCAUCCUCCCCUGGUGCAGGGAGGACACAGGGCGUCGCGGGUGCCCGCGCCUGCCGCCGUACAGCCCCCUUUACAGGCAAAGGCUUGGGGCAGCGGUACAUUCGAGCUGAGGAUUCUCCAGUUCGUCAACGGCGAGAGCUCGCUGGCGUCCGGUGGCCACUGUGUGCCCGCCUGCCGCACGUUCUCCCGCGUGUGCCUGCAGCAUUUCCAAGUGCUGGUGUCUCCGGGGACGUGUACCUACGGCACACUCCUCUCCCCGCUGAUGGGCAGCGGCUCCUUCAGAGUGGCGAGCACACACAGUCCGCUCAGGCUCAACUUCACCUUCAAGUGGCCGGGAACUUUCUCCCUCAUCAUCGAAGCUUGGAAUUCUCCCCCCAGCCAGCUGAUCCCCAAUGUAACCAGCCCUGAGAUGCUGAUCAGCCGUUUUGCUAUCCAGAGACGCCAGUCUGUGGGAAGCACCUGGUCGCGGGACAACCAGCGGAGGCAGCUCACCCAGCUACACUACUCGUACAGGGUCGUGUGUAGCCACCACUACUACGGCGAGGGCUGCUCCCGCUACUGCCGACCGAGGAACGACACCUUCGGACACUUCACCUGCGGGGCGCUGGGACAGAGGAUCUGCAUGGAUGGAUGGGCGAACGAGUACUGCUCAAGGCCAAUCUGCCGAUCCGGGUGCAGCGCACAGCAUGGAUACUGCCAUCGUCCGGGUGAGUGCAAGUGCCACUUUGGAUGGCAGGGGGAGUCCUGCAAUGACUGCAUGCGCCACCCGGGCUGUCUCCACGGGACCUGUGAGCAGCCCUUCCAGUGCACCUGCCGGGAAGGCUGGGGCGGCCUCUUCUGUAACCAAGAAAACCGCCUGAGGAAACUGAAGGGUUUGAAUGAAGAGCCAAGUUCAAAAGGGAUGCUCAGAAGUCUGUCACAGGCAAAGAAAGAAUGCUGGGACCGUUUCUUACAUGAACAAUGUAUGUCAGAGAUGUACAUCGAUGGAUACGAGAUGGACCAGAGCGCCAUUGACUCCCUGAAACGGUGGGUGCUGCCCGACAGAGUCCCGGUCAACACAGAAGAGAUUCAGCAUCUGAUCAGCCCUGAGAGCUUCCCUGUGAGCCAGGAGGAGCCUGAGGGACAGGGCAGCUCCAACUGUGAGCAGUGAUGAGCAGCAAUGCCAUCCACCCUGUGAAACGUAGUUUGAGCUGAACACUAAUCAUCAUCCAAGCUUUGAAAUGUUGAACUGCUUCACAUGGCAUUGAAAACCAACCACAAAUACAAAUAAUGUGUCUGAUUUGUCCCAGCUGCUGAAUCCAGUCCUUUACUGUAUCUUGCGUGCAUUUUAAAUAGGGGGGGGUGACACCCAGAGUCCCCACAAGGCCCCUCUGCCUCCACCAGUGCACAAUGAUCACCUUAACCCAUUUUUGUCCAGUGAGGAGAUGGCCAGGAGGGAAUCCUAGAUCUGAAAGGGAGUGGUGCUCUGGUGCACCUUAGCAGGGUGGCACAGUGGCUGGCAGAGCAGCAGCAUCACAGGUUCAGAGACUCGGGUUCAAUACGGACGCCAGGCGCUGCCCGCGAAUUUUGCACGUUCUCCCCGUGUCUGUGUGGGUUCCCCGCCACAUCCCGAGGAUGCGCUUGUCUGUAGAUCAAUUGUCCUCUGUAAAUUGACUGUAGUGUGUAGGGAGAAGAUGCAAAAGUACGUUAGCAUAGAACUCAUGUAAACAAGUGUGGAUCAAUGAUUGGCGUGGACUCGGUGGGCUGAAGGCCCAGUUCCCGUUGUAUCUUUCAAUCCGUUCAAUUAUCCUGAUGAUCUAAAUAACCUUCAGUGCACCUGUAUAGUGCAGAACUGUAUAGUGAUUCCAAAGUGUUGCAAUUAAAGAAUGUUACAUGGCA